AUGGCUUACUACAAUGUUACCAUGGACAACAGUGUUCUCAGGAAUGGCUCCUGCAGUCCAAUAGCAACACCCUGUCUAACCUGGCUCUACUGCAUAGUGUUCAUCGGAGGACUAGUGGGUGUCAUCUCCAUUUUGUUUCUGCUGGUGAAAAUGAACACCAGGUCUGUGACCACCACAGCAGUUGUUAACCUGGUGGUGGUACACAGUGUUUUUCUUCUGACAGUGCCUUUUCGCUUGAUCUACCUCAUCAAGCAGACUUGGAUAUUUGGGUUGCCUUUCUGCAAAUUUGUGAGUUCCAUGUUACACAUCCACAUGUACCUCACAUUUCUCUUCUAUGUGGUCAUCCUGGUCAUCAGGUACCUCAUCUUCUUUAAGCACAAGGACAAAGUAGAAUUCUACAGAAAACUGCAUGCUGUGGCUGCCAGUGCCGGCUUGUGGCUGCUGGUAAUUGUCAUUAUUGUGCCCUUGGUUGUUUCUCAGUAUGGGAGUAAGGAGAAAUAUAAUGAGCAAGACUGUUUUACCUUCCACAGAGAACUUGCUCGUAAGUAUGCUCAAGUUAUCAACUAUAUCAUAAUUGUUAUUGUCACAGCCACUGCAGUGAUUCUCUUGGUCUUCCAGGUCUUCAUCAUUAUUUCAAUGGUACGGAAGAUACGUCAUUCUUUGCUAUCCCAUCAGGAGUUCUGGGCUCAAUUGAAAAACCUCUUUUUUAUAGGAGUCAUCUUUUUUUGCUUCCUUCCCUAUCAGUUCUUCAGGAUCUAUUACUUGCAAGUUGUGGCCCACUCACAUGACUGUGACAGUAAUGCUGCUGCAUAUUAUAAUGAAAUAUUCUUGAGCAUAACAGCAAUUAGCUGCUUUGAUUUACUGCUCUUUGUUUUUGGGGGAAGCCACUGGUUUAAGCAAAAAAUGAUUGACCUAUGGAAUUGCCUUUUGUGUCACUAG
Messenger RNA from Orycteropus afer afer, 939 nucleotides. Its product is annotated as probable G-protein coupled receptor 141. The record is from RefSeq and is a predicted model, not a curated record. The transcript has a single exon. Gene Ontology annotation, cellular component: membrane. Lineage: Eukaryota; Metazoa; Chordata; Mammalia; Tubulidentata; Orycteropodidae. Gene Ontology annotation, molecular function: oxysterol binding; G protein-coupled receptor activity. Gene Ontology annotation, biological process: G protein-coupled receptor signaling pathway. The coding region runs from base 1 to 939 and encodes 312 amino acids.